CAACGACUGGUACCUCAUACCAGGCAGCAUGGAUGACAUGGAGAAAUGGCCUGAAAUAGAGAAAGCAGCGACAGAGAAGAGGCGUGAACUGGUUCUACAGGGUCCUGGUGUCGACAAGAGGAUUUCCUCUAAUGGGGGGCUCACCGGGUCCAUCUAUUCCCUCACACUGCUGAAUUACCUGGAAGUUAGCCAGUGUCCGAGUCUGACAGAGAUCCACGAGGACAUCCAGCAUCUGACCAACCUGCAGAGCCUCAUCCUGUGCAGGAACAAACUCGCCUCCAUCCCGAAUGUCAUCGGCAGCCUCAAGUCCCUGAAAGUCCUGGACCUGUCGGUCAACAACCUCAAGGUUUUACCGGAGGCCAUCGUCCGGUUAAGAGAGCUGAACACGCUAAACGUGAGCUGCAACAGCCUGGAGGUGCUGCCCGAGGGGCUGAGCCAGUGCACCAAGCUCUCCACCAUCAACGUCUCCAAAAACCACAUCACCGGCUUCCCCGCUGACUUCUACUCCGAGCGGCUGGAGCUCCUCAGCAGCCUGGUGGCCUCUGACAACUGCAUCCAAGAGCUGAGUGGAGAUGUUCACAAGCUAGCUGCUCUGAAGGUGCUGGAUCUCUCCUGCAACAAGCUGAGUGAGAUCCCCUCUGAUCUGAGCGACUGCCCCAAGCUGAAGGAGAUCAACUUCAAAGGCAACAAGCUGAACGACAAGCGUCUGGAGAAGAUGGUCAACGGUUGCCAGACCAAGUCCAUCCUGGAGUACCUCAGAGGAAAAGGAAAAGGACGACAGGGAGAGGAUGGAGCUGAUGCGGACGGCGGACGCAAUGCAGACAAGAGGAAAAAGGGGCAACAGAGGAAGAAGAAGGAGAAGGCGGCAGAGGAACAGGACGAGGUGGAGGAACUGAACAAGAUGGUGGUGAGGGUUCUCCACGUUUCAGAUGCUCCCACGGCGCUCACCGUCAAAGUGACCGCUGAGGUUAAGGACGUGCGGCCGUACUUGGUGUGCUGCGUGGUCCGAGGCAUGAACCUGAAGUCUGGGAAUUCUCUCAAACGGUUCCUCGUGGCUCAGACGAAGCUUCACGAUGAUCUGUGUGGUAAAAGGACAACGGCGACCAUCGCAACUCAUGAUGUGCAGCUUCUCAAAGGUCCACUGGUGUACGACGUCAAACCUCCCACCCAGCUGAAGAUCGUUCCUCUGGGUCGGAAGGAGAUGACGGCGGUGGAGCUGAUAAGACACCUUCACCUCGAGGCUGAAGAGCUGAGGAAGCAGAAGAAGAGGCAGAAUGUAACUGGCCUCCACAAAUACCUGCAGCUUUUGCAAGGAAAAAGCGUCUAUCCCUGCCUGGUCGACGCUGAGGACCAUGUGAUCUCAUUCCCACCUAUUACCAACAGUGAGAAAACUAAGAUCAAGAAGACCACCAAAGAGUUGUUCUUGGAGGUGACGAGCUCCACCAGCCUGCAGACCUGCAAAGACAUCAUGGACGCUCUGAUUGUAAAAAUGGCAGAGUUGAACAAGUUCACGGCGGAGCAUCAGGAGGAGGCGGGGUCAGAAGGGGAGGGGGAGGGUCCACUGGAGCCGGCGACCAGCAGCGAGACCUCCAGCGAACUGAUCGUCCAGCAGGUCCGAACCGUGGACCAGGACGGGAACCUGAAGGUCGUCUACCCGUCGAAGACCGACCUCUCCAAAGACGUCGGCAAUUUGAGCAUCGUUUGGUAGCGGGCUGUGGACAACCUGCAGUGUUUCCACUCAUUCACAUACCACAUGAAGUUAUUCACAGAUUAAAGCAAGGUUUGACAACAUGCAAAAAACAAAAUGUACAUCCUUUUACUUCAGGGAGAAAACCUGAUCCUGUAGGAGUCUGUGAUCAGAACAUUUCUGAUUAAUGUACAGCUUUUUCAACCACAUGCCCAUAACACUUAAAUAAAUCCUCUUCCUGCUUCCUGACAGCAUGAUCAACAAGACACACUGCAAAAUAUCCUUAUUUUUGUAUCAUUUACAAACUGGUGGAAUUAAUUUUGUUCUGACAUUGACUUGAACUUGGAUUGAUCACUUAUCUGUGUUACAGGAAGAUUUGUAUUUCUAUUUAUCAACUUACAGCUCUGGCAUUUUCCCUUUAAACAGCAGCAAACAAUGUCUACAUGAGACUUAAUAAACUUGACUUCUGUUUUCAU
Molecule: messenger RNA, 2163 nt
Organism: Seriola dumerili (greater amberjack)
Lineage: Eukaryota; Metazoa; Chordata; Actinopteri; Carangiformes; Carangidae
Gene: lrrc47
Product: leucine rich repeat containing 47
Exons: 7
Coding region: 29-1708 (559 amino acids)
Biological process (GO): phenylalanyl-tRNA aminoacylation
Molecular function (GO): phenylalanine-tRNA ligase activity; protein binding; RNA binding
Source: RefSeq, a predicted model, not a curated record